GAAGACCAUAGUGUGUUCAUUUCAACAAAAAUCUAUCACAAACUCCAUUCUUAAAGCGAACGAGAGAGAGAGAGAGAGAGAGAGAGAGAGAGAGAGAGAGAGACAGAGGGAGAGAUCACACAGAGAAAGAAGAAGACGAAGAGGAGAUGGCUGGGGCAAGAUUACUUGACAUGUCGAGAGUUCCAUUCAUCCCAGGGAGGAUACACGCGACCAACAACGAGUUCCAGAGAUACGGUCCGAAGGGUUUCAUGGAGAUCAAGAUCCUCCAAAACGACAACCUUUACGUCCGUGUCGACUUGCCCGGUGUUCCAGACGACGGGGUCCGCCACAGAGUCGACUCCGUGAGGCAAAAGGUUGUCUUUUUCUCCGGUGAAGAGACUCUCAGCGACGGAGACGACAAGAAAAACGCCCGUGAGUACGCUGGAACCGCCGGUUUAGGGUGUGACUGCUGUGAGAUAACGGGAGUGGAUGCGAAGAUGAAAGAUGGAGUGUUGAGGAUGAUUGUGUCGAGGGUCAAAGUCAAAGACCAUGACAACAAGUGUACUCUCUUUCUCCCUCCCAACACAGGUAAAUCUGGGAGAUACAAUAUGGAUGAACCUGCUUUGAACAUGGCUAAAGUGGUGGAGGACCAUCCAUUUGUGGUGAAAGGUCCUAAGCGUUCAGAAAAUAGUGUACAACGAAGAGGUGAUGGAAGUGUUUGGGUUUCAUUCGACUUGCCAGGUGUUUGUGGUGAUGAUAUAUUGGUGCUUCCCAAUGAGAAUGAAGUCAAGUUCUAUGGUGAGAACAAGGAGGUCUAUGAGCACGACGAGAGUUGCCGUAUCUUCAUGGGAGCCGUCAUGGAGUUCCCCUUUUGAGCCACGACAUCGCUUGGGAUGCUGAGUUUGGUGUUCUCACGGUCCGUAUCACACCUCCUGGUAGCAGCAACACCAACAGGGAGUAGUAGUCACACGGUCUCAUCUCCCAACUACGUUUCACAUAUGUUGUCUUUGGGAGAACUGUUGGUUGGCCACUGAUGAAGUCUUUUGUGUUUUAAGUUUGGACAAUUAUGUGUGACUGUGUCUUGUUUUGGUGUUUGUUAUCGAAUGACUUACUUGGUGUCCACGUAUCACUUCCACU
Molecule: messenger RNA, 1116 nt
Organism: Brassica rapa (field mustard)
Lineage: Eukaryota; Viridiplantae; Streptophyta; Magnoliopsida; Brassicales; Brassicaceae
Source: RefSeq, a predicted model, not a curated record